Messenger RNA from Sinocyclocheilus rhinocerous, 1469 nucleotides. Its product is annotated as adenosylhomocysteinase A-like. Gene Ontology annotation, cellular component: cytosol. The record is from RefSeq and is a predicted model, not a curated record. The coding region runs from base 109 to 1314 and encodes 401 amino acids. Gene Ontology annotation, biological process: L-methionine cycle. Gene Ontology annotation, molecular function: adenosylhomocysteinase activity. NCBI's taxonomy places the organism in Eukaryota, Metazoa, Chordata, Actinopteri, Cypriniformes, Cyprinidae. The transcript has 9 exons.
CUUAUAUUCAAGUUCACAUAAGAAGUUACCUCCUUCUGCACUUUCUCGGGUCCACAGCAGGGCUCAAGACCAACCCAUAUCAGGCUUACCUAACGACAGCACAGCAAAAUGUCAGAGAAGCUUCCAUUCAAAGUUGCUGACAUCAGCCUGGCUGAGUGGGGACGUAAAGCCAUCGACAUAGCCGAGAAUGAGAUGCCGGGUCUGAUGAAGAUGAGGGAGCUCUAUGGCCAGACCAAACCCCUGAAGGGCUCUCGCAUCGCAGGCUGCCUGCACAUGACUCUACAGACCGCUGUGCUCAUUGAAACCCUGACCGCCCUCGGAGCUGAGGUCCAGUGGUCCAGCUGUAACAUCUUCUCUACGCAGGAUCACGCAGCGGCAGCCAUUGCUAAAUCUGGCGUUCCAGUGUUUGCCUGGAAGGGAGAGACCGAUGAAGAGUAUGUGUGGUGCAUAGAGCAGACCAUCUACUUCAAGAACGGUCAGCCUCUUAACAUGAUCCUGGACGACGGUGGAGACCUGACCAAUCUGGUGCACCAGAAAUACCCCAAACUGCUUGCAGGAAUCAAGGGCAUCUCUGAGGAGACCACCACAGGAGUUCACAACCUCUACAAGAUGUUGAAGAAAGGGGAACUGAAAGUUCCUGCCAUCAAUGUCAACGACUCCGUUACCAAGAGUAAGUUUGACAACCUGUACGGCUGCCGUGAGUCUUUGAUUGACGGCAUCAAGCGUGCCACAGAUGUGAUGAUUGCCGGUAAGGUGGCAGUGGUGGCCGGGUACGGUGACGUCGGUAAGGGCUGCGUUCAGGCCCUGCGAGGGUUCGGUGCCAGAGUUAUCGUCACAGAGAUCGAUCCCAUCAACGCUCUGCAGGCGGCUAUGGAGGGCUAUGAGGUGACCACCAUGGAUGAGGCCUGCAAAGAAGGAAACAUCUUUGUGACCACCACUGGCUGUGAGGACAUUAUCUUUGGCAGAACUCUCCGCUCUUUUAUACAGGUUGACCGUUUUCGCAUGAAAAAUGGCCGUCACAUCAUCGUUUUGGCUGAGGGGCGUCUGGUGAACCUGGGCUGUGCCAUGGGCCAUCCGAGCUUUGUGAUGAGCAACUCAUUCACCAACCAGGUCCUUGCCCAGAUUGAGCUGUGGACCAACACCAGCAAAUACCCACUGGGUGUUUACUUCCUGCCAAAGAAGCUGGAUGAGGAGGUGGCUGCCGCACACUUGGACAAGCUUUGCGUCAAACUGACUAAACUGACAGAGAAGCAAGCCAAAUAUUUGGGUCUGCCCUGCGACGGUCCCUUCAAAGCGGACCACUACCGCUACUAAGUAGCUUUGACCAAUCGCAGCUUCAACUGUGGAUGAGGACGGACUACACGAUCAUUAGCAGCUGUGCCAGUUACCUUUACGGCUAUAAUAGUGCUUAAUCGUGUCUCAGUCUCAUCACGAGUGCCUGCGAGCUCUCACCAACACCUUUUUGCAUU